UCUCUCGCAUCCUACCUAGAAUCAGUUCCGAUUUCUCUCCUUCUCACCUUCUUCUUUCUCUCUCUUUCUUUCACCCCAUCAUCACACUUUCCUACCAAAAGCUUUCUUUUUUUUUUUUCUUUUAACUUUUUCCUUUUCCCUUAGAGAUGUUGUAAUCGAAACCCCCUAGGUAAAGUUCUAUUCUUUGUGCGAGGUUUCCCUGGGACGUGGAGCUGGUGAUGUUGAAUAUGGAUUUCGAUAGGAAGGUAGUGUUGGGUUUUGUUUGAGGAUGAGUUUUUGCUAUGAUAUGGAUGGUAGGGUUUUGGAUUCAGGUUCACUGCCUCCUACCAUUCUGUUCGAAUGUCGAUCCCUUCGGCAUUCGAUUUCUCUAGCAUCAUCUCCCCAGAUUUCUUCGGGGGUCGUUGUUCUUUCGUUCGGAUUGGGGUUGAUCGGCGACGUUUGUGAUCGAUUCGAACAAAAAUAACAAUAAAAGAACAAAAGUAAAGAGAUCUUCUUGCAAUUGAGUUCUGAGAGCAGAAUGGAUUCUGGGGUUGAAUCGCCAGAAAACGAUGGAACAGGGACAAAGGAGCCUGCUCAGUUCGAGGAGGAUUUUGCAGAGAAAGACCCAACUGGUCGAUAUAUACGGUACAAUGAAAUCUUAGGCAAGGGUGCUUUCAAAACUGUGUAUGAUUCUGAUACUUUAUCUCUUAUUAUUGUUGAAUUACUAUUGUUGCUUUAUGUUAAUCUAUUUUGCUCUCUCACUGGCAGUUAUAGGGCCUUUGAUGAAGUCGAUGGAAUCGAAGUUGCAUGGAACCAAGUUAGGAUUGAUGACCUUUUGCAGUCAGAAGUAGAUCUAGCAAAACUGUACUCUGAAGUUCACAUACUGAAGUCUUUGAAACAUGAAAAUAUUAUGAAGUUCUAUCAUUCUUGGGUUGAUGAUAAAAACAAAACUGUUAACAUGAUCACUGAGCUAUUCACGUCUGGAACUUUAAGACAAUACCGUAGGAAGCAUAAAAAUGUUGACAUGAAGGCCAUCAAAGGUUGGGCUAGGCAGAUUCUCCACGGUUUAGCCUACAUCCAUAGUCAAAAGCCUCCUAUUAUUCACAGAGACCUGAAAUGUGACAACAUCUUUGUGAAUGGAAACCAUGGAGAAAUUAAGAUAGGAGACCUAGGGUUGGCAACUGUGAUGCAGCAACCAGUUGCUCGAAGUGUCAUUGGGACUCCUGAAUUUAUGGCUCCUGAGCUUUAUGAAGAGGAAUACAAUGAGCUUGUUGACAUCUAUUCUUUUGGGAUGUGCAUAUUGGAGAUGGUUACUUUUGAGUAUCCCUAUAGUGAAUGCAAAAAUCCAGCUCAAAUCUAUAAGAAAGUUACCUCUGGUAUCAAGCCAGCUUCUCUUAAGAAGGUGAAUGAACCCCAAAUUAGAGGGUUUAUUGAAAAAUGCUUGGUUCCAGCAUCUCAGAGAUUGUCUGCAGAGGAGCUUCUCAAAGACCCAUUUCUGCAAGUUGAGAAUCCAAAGAAUCCAGCCCGAGAUCCCUUACAGUUGCCUCCUCAAACUCCAAGAUCUAUAGAUUGGUCCAGAUCUGGUCCUUUAUCUAUGGACAUAGAUGCUGACUAUAAACAGAUUUCUAUGAGUACCUGUACUGAAAGCAACUGUGGGAGUCCUCAGUCUCCAGUUCUAGAAUUCCAGAGGACAUCUAAGGAGAAUGAAUUUAGGUUGAGAGGGACAAAAAAUGAUGACAGAUCAGUAUCACUGACCUUACGUAUUGCGGAUUCCUCUGGUCGAGUUAGGAAUAUACAUUUUCUCUUUUAUCUUGAUUCAGACACUGCAGUAUCAGUGGCCUCAGAGAUGGUUGAACAACUGGAGUUAGCAGAACAUGAUGUGACCUUCAUUGCAGAGCUUAUUGAUCAUUUGAUGACAAAACUUCUACCUGGCUGGAAACCUUCAUCUGAUUAUUCCUCAAGUGAAGGAAUAAGCCUCAAUGGCGGAUCCUCAACACUGGUAGAUGUCCAGACUCAAACAAGUCUAUGGGAUUCCAUCCUAACCAUUGAUUCUGCUGGACUAAUUAUUUACCAAGAUGAUGUGUUAGGGCCGAUUACUGGUGAUCAAAAAGGUGAGGUUACACUUGAGGAAGGCUGCUUGCUGGGUGGCACUUUAAUUAAUGCUACUCUGCAUGGUGAGUGUAAUUCUUCUCCCACUUUGGCUGACUUGGAAUAUCAAUAUUCCCAAGGAUUCACAACCUCUGGGCUAGUUGCUAAAGAUUCAGCUACAAAAAUUGACAAGUUUCUCGAUUUCAAUGGGAGCUCUAGAUCCUUGAGCUGGUCUAUCUCUGAACUGGAUCUUGGGGAUACAUAUCUUGACGCUUGCAAAUUGCAGAGAACAACAGAUAACGGUGUGGGGGAAGGCAUUGUGAUAAACAACUUUACGAAGAAUGAAACGAUUCCACCAUUUAAUGGAACAUGCAAUGCUUUUAGCUUGACAAGCAGCUGUUCUUCUUUGUCUUUAGCAGAGGAGAAUGCAGAUUCUGAGCUAAAGUUGGAAAUUGAUGCAAUUGAGGCUUUCUAUCGUGAACAGUUACAAGAACUCUCUAGAAGGAAGUUGGUGCAUUUGGAUCUCAUCAGAAAGAGAUGGAUGGCUAAGAAAAAAUUGGCUGUUCAUUGAUCCUGCAGUGGUUGAUGAACCCGUUUUAUGUCCCUUGCUGAGGCUAUUUUGUUGUUAUGAAGUUCGUUGUAUUUGCUGAACUCUGCAUAUCGAAUGUUGCUUGGAUUUGGAUUCUGUCAAUUAAUCAAGGAUGAAGUGAAAGAAACAAGAGACAGGGAUGAUAACUAUCUCCAUAGGGGUCCCACCCACAUUCUCUUCUUUCUUCUCACACAAUUCUUUCAAUUAAUUUAAGGGAUCUAACUCCAGUUUGAUGUGGCUCUUUUUUCUUUCUUUCUUUCUUUCUUUGAGCUGGUAUCCUUGUUCUCCGAAGUUUAAAAUUAUUUCCUAACUUUGGAGAAAUUUUCUUAUGAGUUGUACGUACAGGACUAUGUUUGCAAUUUGUCUCUAUAUUCUGAACCUUGGAGAUGAUUCGUUAUUAGUUAAAAAUGCAUGUACAUUCUUUUAGCUCUCUGUCGACAUUGUAAUGCAAUGCAAUUAUCCAAGGGAAUUCAUUUGGUAUCA
This is a messenger RNA of Neltuma alba, 3139 nucleotides long. RefSeq names its product probable serine/threonine-protein kinase WNK10. The coding region runs from base 518 to 2638 and encodes 706 amino acids. The record is from RefSeq and is a predicted model, not a curated record. The transcript has 6 exons. NCBI's taxonomy places the organism in Eukaryota, Viridiplantae, Streptophyta, Magnoliopsida, Fabales, Fabaceae. Gene Ontology annotation, biological process: protein phosphorylation. Gene Ontology annotation, molecular function: ATP binding; protein serine/threonine kinase activity.